AUGUGUGACGUCCCCUUCUUCUUCCCCGUCUGUUUCCAGUGUGGGACGGACCAGAAUCCCUGUCGGUGCAAAGUGGUGGGCCCUACGCUCGGAUUCGUCGUCACAGUCGUUGCGGCUGUUGUGUGCUACCCUGCGUCGAUAUUCUGCGGGUGUUGUUUUACAAAGAAGGGAAAAGAUGUCCUGGCAUAUCCAGUCAAGUUGAACGGGCAAGUGAGCAAUGCGAUACCAAUAUAG
Molecule: messenger RNA, 234 nt
Organism: Aspergillus calidoustus
Lineage: Eukaryota; Fungi; Ascomycota; Eurotiomycetes; Eurotiales; Aspergillaceae
Source: the annotation of a GenBank genome assembly